Molecule: messenger RNA, 1626 nt
Organism: Rotaria socialis
Lineage: Eukaryota; Metazoa; Rotifera; Eurotatoria; Philodinida; Philodinidae
Source: the annotation of a GenBank genome assembly
AUGAUAGGCUCCGAUGAGUCAUCGAGUGAGAACUCUGAUAGUUCUCAAACGAAAACCAACAACAAAUCUAAGACAACUAAAUCCAACCGCCGUAUAAAUCCAUUGACGAACCAACAAACCACCAAUUCCAAUUUCAACAAAAAUACUACCAACCAAAUACACAAUCAAAUCAAACAGCAUUCACAAGCACAACCAAUCAAUGAAACAUCAACCAAUCAAUUAUCAUCAAUACAUGAAUUUGAUAGUGAUCAUUUUAUUGCAAAAUCUAAUACAAGCUUCCCUCCAUACUCAAUUGUCUUUAAACAUCCACAAGACAUUGAUAAAGCCCCAGAUAUACAAUUAAUUGAACAAUUUAUAAUAGAAUGGAAAAAUAAAUAUAGUACAACAUUAAACAUUACCGGUAGAUUUGGACAUGAAAAAAGUUUAUUAAUUUUUGCCAACGAUGAAUCAAGUUUUGAAGAUCUACUAAUGGAACAUAAAUGGCCAGCACAUAUAAAUGAAAAGGAUUUUAUCCUAAAGAUACCACGAAUUCUACCUCCUGCAUAUUCGUUAGUAAUUCGACAGUUUUUCAACACAUGGAACAUUGAAGAAAUGCUACAAGUAUUAAAACAGACAUAUCCAUCAUUGAUAAAAAUAACAAGAAUGUUUUCCACUGACAAUAAACCUCUAAACCUUGUACGUGCAGAUUUCAACUCACUUCAGCAAGUCAAAAAGCUUCUACAUGAAGGUCGUAUUACGACCGGACAUAUAAAAAACAUAAUCAAGCCAUAUUACCCACCUACAAAAAUUAACAAAUGUAUGAAAUGUUUUAAUCAUCACCAUACGACUAAAGAUUGUAAUAGUCCUUUUCAACUUUGUAUCCGAUGUGGUCAACCUCACCCUUACAACAACAACUGUCAAAAUGAUAUUAAAUGUGUUAACUGUGGUUCAGAUCAUUAUGCUGGUCACGCUGCUUGUCCCGAAGUACAACAAAUUAGAAAACAAAUACGUUUAGAUCAAAAGGAGAAACAAACACAGCUACUAGUAAAUUUAGAAAAAGAUCAAUAUAAACACUAUUCGUACAACAACCAAGAAUUUCCACUUUUAUCGACACAAUCGCCUUCUCAACAACAACAAACUAUGACACCAAACAAUCGACAUACAUACGCAUCAGUAAUCCAAAUUCAACCAUCACAACAACAUCAUAAACAUCCCCUCAAAAAAGAUCAACUUCAGAUUCACUUAGACAACAUUCUAACAUCAUUUUCAAAUAAAAUGGAACUUCGACUUCAGCAACUUGAAGAACGAGUAAUUGAUCAAAUUACUGAAAUAGAAAAGAAAUUAGAUAAUGCAAAGAUCUUUGUCUCGGAACUUGAAAUUAUUAUAUUUGAAACAAUUUUACCGGCAAUCAAAGCAAUACAAGAUUGUUCCUACACCAAUACAAGAAGCACAUCCACACGUGAAGAUCUCACCAAAUAUAAAUGUGACGUAGCAAAUUUAUUAACAAAAAGAAAUGGCAAUCAAUUAAACUCAAACACCACCAAAUCAUCACUUAAUCACGUAAAACAUCACUCAAAACCAACAGCAACUCAAAAUAAAACUAAGCCUACAUCUCCCUCAAUCAAUAAUGAAAAUGAAAGCACGUAA